AUGGCGUUCGCGGCCUUCGCGGACGCCCCGGUGGACGUCGCCGUGGUCGAGGUCGGCAUGGGCGGGCGCUGGGACGCCACGAACGUCGCCGACGGCGAGGUCGCGGUCAUCACCCCGGUCGCCUACGACCACGAGCGGUACCUCGGGCACACCCUGGUCGAGAUCGCGGGGGAGAAGUCCGGCAUCGUGAAGGACGGCGCGACCCUCGUGCUGUCCCGCCAGGAGGAGGACGCCGAGGGCGUGAUCCUCGAGGCCGCCGCCGAGCGCGGCGCGCGGGUGGUCCGCGAGGGCGUCGACAUCGACGUCGUGGACCGGCAGGUCGCCGUCGGCGGGCAGCUGCUCACGCUGCGCGGCUCGGGCGGCGUGUACACCGACAUCUUCCUGCCGCUGCACGGCGAGCAUCAGGCGCACAACGCGCUCGCGGCGCUCGCGGCCGUCGAGGCGCUGAUCGCGGGCGGCGGCGCGCUGGACGGCUCGGUGGUGGAGGCGGCGUUCGCCGACGUCGACUCCCCGGGCCGCCUGGAGCUGGUCCGGUCGAGCCCGACCGUGCUGGUCGACGGCGCGCACAACCCCGCCGGCGCCGAGGCGCUGGUCGCGGCCGUCGAGGAGGCGUUCGCGUUCCAGCGGAUCGUCGGCGUCGUCGGCGCGAUGGCGGACAAGGACCCCGAGGCGAUCCUCGCGGUCCUGGAGCCGUACCUGGCCGAGGUCGUCGUCACGCGGGCGUCGAACCCGCGGGCGAUGGAGGUCGACGACCUGGCCGAGAUCGCGGUCGACGUGUUCGGCGAGGACCGGGUGCACGUGCGCGAGCGGCUCGACGAGGCGGUCACGCUCGCGGCCGACCUCGCGGAGCGCGAGGUGGAGCGCGGCGCGGCGGUGCUCGUGACCGGCUCGAUCUACCUGGUCGCGGAGGCGCGCGUCCUCACGGGCCGCGCCUGA
Messenger RNA from Ceutorhynchus assimilis (cabbage seed weevil), 936 nucleotides. Lineage: Eukaryota; Metazoa; Arthropoda; Insecta; Coleoptera; Curculionidae. The record is from the annotation of a GenBank genome assembly.